AGAUUUGUUUUGAAAUAGUAGUGGGAUAGUGUCUCUAUGAUCAACGGUUCUACUUGUUCGUUAAAACCAGUAAUUUCGUUUUUUUUUCAUUGAAGUAUUUUAUUUUUGUGACUGUGAUAAAGUAAUGUGUUAUUAGAUUUAAAUAAUAUAUCGAAAUAUAUUUCUACAAUAAAAUUUUUUAUAUCAAACUAUAUUAUAUACAUCGUAUUUUGUAUUGAUAUGGAAUUUAAGUGUGUCGAUGAUAAAAAUACAACUCCUCAAUCGAAAUCUUGUGUAUUUACAAGUAAUAAUAAUCACGAUAACCAUUUUAAAUUUUUACCUAAUUUUUCGACACCGCCUUCAAAAAUAUCCAAAAUCGUGAAUCCUUUCGAACGACGUUUAAUUAACAGACUUCACCUUCCUACCUUCAGCCCUUCUGUAUUUGGUACAGUAUCAACUCCCAAGUCAGAAGAAAAGUUUAAGUGGACAAUAGACGAUAUUUCAAGUUUGAAACCCGCCGAUAUAGAUGAAGCUACUAUAAGUCAACAUGUAUUUGAGGAAGAUCCCCUUGAGGAAUCUAUGGUACAACAAAAAAUUGAUGAAUUCUUCAGUGAGAAGGUGAUAGUUCCUAGUCCUAUGGUACAUGUCGCUAGAGUACCGUUAGUAGCAGAUAAUUCGGAAAACCUAUUUCAAUCCACUGAAACUAGAGAAGUUUGUGAAAGUUCUACCCAAACAGUACUUUCUCUACCUCCUGUUCUUCCUGCUCAUAUAGAAGAAAUCUUAAAACCAUACUUUCUACCAAUAGAAGAUCAGAGAAAUGUUGAUAACAUCACUGAUAUGAAGAAUACAUCUCUCUUUAAACACCUCUUUGAUUUUGAAAAAGACACUCUCAGUUCUAGUGAACAUGAGUCUCUACAUUCAAUUUCUCCUAUAUCCGGGAAAGGAACAUCUCCAAUAAAGACUCCUGUUGAAAUGAACAGAAGACAUUCUUUGCCAUUUGAAAUGGACUGUAGUCUCUCACCAAUAGGUAGAAAGUCGUCGCCAAAAGGAUCAAGGUCAGCAUGUAGAUUGGAUUUUUCAAGUAAAAUGAGCCUCGAUGCCAGUUUGGUUGUACCAGAUAUAUUUAACAAUCGAUCAAAUACAAGUGAAUUACUGGAUUUUUCUCAACACAUUCAACCACAGUUAGAACUGAGUGAUUCAUCUGUGAAUUGGGAUAUGGAAUGUCGACAAGUAUCAUUUGAGUCUCCGAAUGGUAGUUCAGAUUCCAGUAAGAUGGAUAUGUCGAAUUCAAAUACACCCCAUACAAAACUUUUUAUCGGGCAGAGAAAAAGACUUAGCGAUAGUUUUAAAAAUGAACAAGUCGAUUUUGUUAAAGAAAAGACUACAACAGAUGUUAAGCAGGGGAGAAAAUUAUUUGAAAAUGAGCUAACUGAUACUGGGUAUCAUACGGAAAGUAUAAAUUUGUACGAGGAGUCUAAAGUAGAAAUGCAAAUGUUCGCAUCUACUCCAACUAAAAUAAGAAAUUAGUCAGUUAUCAAAAUUAGUUUAUGCAAUUUUAUUUUUUUAGAGCAUUUGAACAAUUUAUUCGCUUUUAUUUGUAAUUAUGUAGUGCCGAUUAUACUUGUGUAUGUGUGUUUUCAGAAUGUCUCUCAAAAGGGUUAAAUGUAGACCUCUGGGAUAAAAAUUUGGGUUCACCAAAAUACUGAUGAUGAUAAAAAUCAUCUUAAAACGUGAUUUGGUGUCAUGAUAUUUAUAAAAUUAGAAAAAUUAAUUUUGUGGACAAUAUUUUUUGAAAAACUUUGUAGAAAAUGGGUCUUUGAAUAUUAAUUAUAGGUGAAUUUCUAAAUUAAGGUUUUUUAGAAUAAAUCCCUGGAUAGAGGUGAAAAAAAUUGAGAGUUUUUUAUGAAUUUUGGUAAAAUGGUGAAAAUUAGAAGUAAAAAAUUCAAAUCAAACUUGUAUAUCUUUUUAUUUUUCACAAAAAAGGUCUUAUGAAGUUUUUAGAUAUUACUAAUUUUUAAAAAGUGGCAAAUUUCAUUUAAUUUUCAACCACAAUUAUAAAUAUUUUUCACUAUUUUCUAUAUUAUAAAAUUAAAUUCUUGGAAAUUAAAAGAAAAAUGGAAAUAAUUGAAAGAAAUCUCUAGAAUGAAAAAUUUUUUAGCAAGUUAUGAUUCUUCAAAGCUGUAAGUAUCAACCCUUAGACGUUAGCCACCCUAAUUUUGUAAAUAAUAUCGAAAAACUUUAAAUACCAUUUUUGUGUAAAAUAAAAAGAUCUACAACUUUGAUUUGAAUUUUUUUGUUUCUAACUUAUACAGUCUCUCCAAAAUUGAAAAAAAUAUUUUUUUAUCAUCCUAUGUAAAGGAUAAUUCUAACAAACCCCUCCAAAUCUGUCAAGUAAACUUAAAAGAAAAUUAUUUUGAAUAUUCAUUAAUUUAACCAGAAUUUUCAUUCAAGGGCAUAUUUUCUUGGGCUUAACAUAAUUUUAGAUAUAAUUGAGUUCAAUAAUUUUUUUAUCCUUGGGGGAUACAAUAAAGUCAUAUUUCAACCUGUUUGGGAAAUUUGUAUAUGUUUUUAACUUUGUGUACUGUUCUGAUCAAUAAGACUUAAAAUCAAUUUUAUUGCUAUUUUUUGAUAGUAUCUCGUGAUUUUUCUCAAUUAACGUAUUUUUUUAUAAGAAAAGCUCAACAGGGAUGUACCACAAAAAAUAUGUGGCUUUUUACAUUAGAAACAUCAGUAGGUCUAAUUGACGUAAAAAUAACCAAUGAACAAAAAAGAAGAAAAAUUAAUAAAAAAAGAAGAAUACUUUUAAAAUAAAUAUAGUUAUUAAUCUUUCAAGUCUGCACAAGCUCCGUACUAAAGGAUGUUUAAGGAUUAGUACAAAAAGGAAUUAGUGCAAUAUUGGAAGAAAAUGUAAUAAAAAUAGCUAGAAGCUAGUUUUGAUCAACGAAUAAAUUAUAACAAAAUAAUAAUUACGUACAAUUUUUAUGAACAAUAUUUAAAUAAUUAUAUUUUCUAUCUUAUAUGAAAUAUUUCGGUAAAAUCAUGGAUUAUAUGUAACGAGGGACGUUUUAACAAUGAUUUUUAUUGAAAUAUAAACGUUUUCGCUUCGAAACUAAUAAACUAACAUGUGGGUAAGUAAUUUUUCUUAAGGGAAUGAAUGUUUUAAGGUAAAAAUACGGUUAUUACAGAAAAAACCGUUACAUGUAGGUAUAUAAAUUUUUCUAGGUUGUACCGAAAUCACGAGCAUUCCGGAAGCUUUGCAACCGUGUAUCAGAACAGAACAUCGGGGUUGAAAUAUUUGUAAUUUUAGUUUUUAAUAAUGAAUUUAAUCUACAGGAUUUAAAUCUUCUAGGCCUCAAUUAUCAAUUCAUAUGUAUAUUAUUGAUAUUACAACAAAUAAUUCAAAUAUAACGAUCUUAAAAGUGCCAUAUACAUUUUACACAUAUAUAGCACACACAUAGCCACUUGAUCAAACUACCCUUCAAUCUCAUCAGAAUCCACUUCAAUUGGUUUAGUUUUUAUUUUUUCCCCUCUUUGAGGAUAGUAGUGCAUUUUAUUUCUUUUUUUCUUAUUCGAUUUAUUAUGAUUAACAAUUACAUUAAAUUACUAGGUAUCCUUUUUCUUUUUGUUGUCUUCGCUGCUGAUCGUUUUUAUUAUUUCAGUUUUGGGUGCCUGAAAUCUGUCAGCUGGAUGUUGGACUCUUAACUAUUUUAGGUUCAAGUACACACUCCCACUCUGACUACUCCUCAAUAUCAUCAGAAUCUAUUUCAAUUGGUAUAAUAUUUAUUUUUCCAUUCUUUUUAAACGUAGUAGUGCAUUUUAUUCUAAUAUGACUAAAAAUUACUUUAAAUUACUCAAUAUUAUUUUGCUUUUUGUUGUUUUUGCAACUGAUUCGUCAGCUGGAUGUCAGAGUGAGUUCUAGGCGUUUUAGGUUUAUAUAUAAACCAUGUAACUUAUUUUUUUAGUCAUAAAAAAGGAUCAAUUGAUGCAUCUUUCUUGUAUGUAUUGCUAAAUUUGAAAUCUGUUGGAUUACCAACUUAUUUUCUUUGAUUAUUAUGUUUUCCAUACAUAGGAUAUAAACUACAUGUUAUUUUUCCCAUUGCAAGUCUAUCCCAUUUAUCUAUCUACUCAAUCCAUUGUCUUAAUUUUUUUUCUUCCACUUACCUUCUUUCUAAUUAAUAUUUUUCAUUUAAUUGAUAAUUUCUUCUAUCUAUAUCCAGAAUUUUAUUCUUUUACUUUGUAUAUUCAUUUAUGUUGAACAAUUUGUUUCUAGUUAUAUUGUGUCAAAAGCUACCCUCAGAUUUAUAGACCAGCUCAAAAUUUAUUUUUCAUUUUAACGGCACAAAAAAAUUAAACAUUUCAUAUAGUUUUUUGUGUUUUUAAUCUUUUCUAGAAGUGACAUUUUUUGUUACCUAGUAUCAAUAUAUUAACAAAUAUACAGCGUGGCCAGAUAAGAAUUUAUAUUGUUGUAUUACGAGAAAUAUUUAUACUAAACAAAAGUAAAAUUUCUCAAAUUUUCGAGAUAGAGGUUUAAACGACAUGUAAAACUGAAGGCUUGAGUAAUUGUUGAAAAAAUAAGCUUUUUAUAAGAAAUCGAGUAAUUUUUGUUCAAUACUUUUUGAAGUAUAUAUUACAUGAUACAAAGGUUCCAUUUUACAGCAUAUUACAUUCUUUUCUGGUUAGAAUUUUUAUUAUUUCGAGUUUUUGUUAUAAAAAUUUGUUUUUGUAGAAAAAGACAAGUUGAUCUUGCUAUGAAGUUGAUAUAAAACAAUUUCAUAUGAAUGAAAGUACUUCGUGCUUUGAGAAAAAAAUUAUUUAUGUCAACAUAAGACUAUUAGUUUUUCAACUAAAUUGAAAAUUGACUACAAGACUGACGAUUUCUGACAGAAAUCAACUAAACUAUGUAGUUAGCUACAGUGGUUUUUAUUUUAUUUAUGAAUUAUUUGAUAUUUAUCCACUGCCAAAAUAGUGUAAUUUUUUUUAUAUAUAGUAAUUACUAAAUAAUAACUUUUUUGUUGUCUUAAUAUGCUCAUUGAACUGAUUUUGUAACUUUUAUAUAGACGUAUAUUAUUUAAUAUGUGCAAUUUACAAUAAAAUAUCUAUGUUA
Molecule: messenger RNA, 5083 nt
Organism: Diorhabda sublineata
Lineage: Eukaryota; Metazoa; Arthropoda; Insecta; Coleoptera; Chrysomelidae
Gene: bora
Product: protein aurora borealis
Exons: 5
Coding region: 220-1506 (428 amino acids)
Biological process (GO): regulation of mitotic nuclear division; regulation of mitotic spindle organization; activation of protein kinase activity
Cellular component (GO): nucleus; cytoplasm
Molecular function (GO): protein kinase binding
Source: RefSeq, a predicted model, not a curated record